Molecule: messenger RNA, 3012 nt
Organism: Dimorphilus gyrociliatus
Lineage: Eukaryota; Metazoa; Annelida; Polychaeta; Dinophilidae
Source: the annotation of a GenBank genome assembly
AUAUUUAGUGGUUCAUUUAUGCAAGUUAUAUCACACAGCAUGUUGGCGAGUAUAUUCCAUUGUCUCCGAUUUAGAAAUAUUCAUAAUUAUCGUCCGGUGAUGUUUUUGCCCUUAGAUCAAUUGGCCCUUAGUGAACCUAAACAAUGUGAAACUAAUCUUGAUUGCAAAACCAAGCAUAGCUACUGCAAGGUUAUGGAUACUUCAACUGGUACAUCGCAAGGAAAUACUCCUCCUACAACAAUAGGUCAAGGACAGACAACUUCCAUGCAUAUCUCAACUGCUGGAAUCACUAAAAGCAAUUCAGAAACAACAAAAAUUGCAACUACGAAGGCAGAUGAGCUGACAACGCAAAGUGAGACGAUCAAUGAAACGACUACGGGAAUAGCUGUGAAACCGACAACUGUUGUCGAAAUAACGACUCAAAACACUCAUAGCCAGGCUAUAACCACUGAAGGUUCUGAAAAUCACACAGAGGGAACAACGACAAACGAAACUAUUAGUGAGUUAACAACCAAUAAAGAAUUUACUUCCAGAGCUACUCAAACGACUGAUAAAACCGGGAUAUCUACAACGAUGAAUAAUGUAAUCAGCACAGAAAAACAGAUUACAGAGCAGUUUACCACUGAGAAAGCAGUACUUGAAAGAACUACGUACAGUCCUUCGCCAAUAAAAAGAUGCGUUUGUGAUAGUUCAGCAGGCUGGUUCAAAGAUGGAGAUACUUGUAAAAACUAUGCAGACCUAUACGACCCUUGUAGUUCAAUAACAAUAUGCAAAGUAAGACAUUCCCAUUGUGUCUUUGAUGGUGUCAACGUACAAGGAAAAAGAUGUAAAUGUAAAACUGGUUAUAUAGAUGUUCAGCAUAAUGGUACUCUGACCUGUGGUCAAAUUAUAACGCAUUACGAUGACCCUACAUGCAGUAUAUGUGAAAAGCAUGAAGGUAUUUGUUAUAGUUCAACCGGAAACGGCAGACGAGACGGCUGUAAAUGUAAAAGUUCAAGACAAGGCGUUGACUGCGAGAAAUUAUUGGUGAACGUCUAUUGCUCCGUUCCCGCUAACACAAUGACAAUUUGUUUCAAGCCAACAAAUCGAUUCAAUUUUAAAACUGGAAAUUCUGUUUUGCAUGCUAAAGGUAAAGGUAAAGAUGAAGCAUGCAAGGGAAAGCCAGCAGACAAAGAUUCAAUAUGUGAUAAAGAUUCAAUAGCACUUGUCUUAUCUUGGAAAGAAGAAAAUAGACGUCGUUGUGGAACAAAUCACUAUACUGACGGAAAAGGGGAAAGAACUUACGAUAAUGUUAUUGUUGCAGCUGAGGAUUCAAAAAUAAAUACACAAAAUGAUUUGUAUUUCAACACAUAUUGCAAAUUUAGGAAUUAUGUUCAAAACACAUUUAAAGGCAUUGCAGUUCAUGCAGUGCCGGGAAAUGACAGAGGGGAAACGAAAUUGCCAAAUUUACAAUUUGCAGCCGAAUUUCAAACUGGAAAGCUUAUUGAUCCUUCGUAUCCUGUUAGAGUAGGGGAUAAAAUUCGUUUGAUAAUAAAAAUGACAGAUGUGGAAAGUUAUUCUGCAAUUCUUGUUACGGAAAUGACAGCGUCUAGUUCAUUCACUAAACCUGAUCCUAAAGCGGUAACAGUUCCACUUAUUAUGAAUGGUUGCCCUUACGAGAACCAAAAAACAUUUACUAAUGAAAACAUGUGGAAAGUCGCACACAACGAUCCUCGUCAGCUAAGAACUGGUCUUAUACGAAUGUUCAAACUUUCAAAGGGUAGUUCUGUUUUCUUUCACUCAACUGUAAGAAUCUGUCUUAUAGGAGAAGAAAUAAAAUGUAAAUUACAUAACUGUACAUGGCCACUUCAAAAACAACAGUCUAGGCGCAAAAAGAGAGCUUUAAAGACAUCGGAAGAAAUAGAUACUCUAGAACUCAGAUGGUAUGAAGAUACUGGAAACUCAAGUAACGGCGGAUUAACAGCUUUAUUUUGUGUAAUUGCCAUAGCAACUCUGGCUUUAAUCGGAAUAACCGUCUUUUUUGUAAUAACCAAGAAAAAGAUAACUUUUAAGAAACCUGAAGUUUGGACAACUCUACCGCAAAGAUUUGCUAUACCAAGAUUAGAUCAAAAUAAGCAUAUUAGAAUAAGAGAGAUCAUGUCUGACUUCUUUUAUGAAAACGAAUCAAGAACUUCGUCGCCGAAACAACCGAGAUGGCGUACAAAGAUAAGCCCCACUGACAGAUUUAGUGCAGAGAGAUCCUCUCUGAGGAGCACGAAAAGUAAUCCAGCCGCAACCAUUCAUGUCAAACCUAAAGAACCCUUACGCAAAACGAAAAGUUUACCUACAUCUAACACGGAAGGCUGGAAUAAGACUAAGGAAGAUUUGAGAAAGAAAGUACUCUUGAAAAUGGAUGAAUCCGUUCGUCUCAAAAGGGAAAAGGAGGCAAUUUGUUUGAUAGAGGAGCAGCGACGGGAAGAGAAAUUAAGAAAAGAGAAAGAAGAAAAACAGGAGAAGGUUCUCAAAUUACAAGCCAUUAGGGGUCAAAUAGAAGAAGAAAAGACAGUCGUAUACAAUGUAGUAAGUCAUAUAAAUGAUGACAAAGAGGAAGAAAAGCUAUUUAUGAAGUUAUUUAUAAAAAAAAUGCUAAGUAAUCCCAGAGCAAAAAUGAUACUACAAAAUUUCGUUUUAAAAUACAAGCAAAGUCAAAAGGAACAAGAGAAAAUGUUAGAAAAGGAAAAAGAAGAAGCUACAAACGAAAAAGCAAUGGGGAAAAUAGCAAAGAUUUACUCGGACUCCGAAGGAAAGACGCCAAAAUUCAUGGAAAAGACAAAUUUUCCAAGUACGUGUUUCUUACCCGAAUUGGAAAAGAAGCCAGUUUUCAGGACCUCAUCAGUGGAUAGUGACAUGAAAGAUAUGUCAAAACAAGAGCUACGUCAAUACGUACAGGCUUUACAUAAAAUUGUUGACGGAGAUAUUAAAAGCUUGGUAAAAGGUCAGAAAAAGGCUGAAAAAACAGAUAAAUUGAAUUGA